Messenger RNA from Solanum dulcamara, 1137 nucleotides. RefSeq lists its product as uncharacterized. The coding region runs from base 63 to 803 and encodes 246 amino acids. The record is from RefSeq and is a predicted model, not a curated record. The transcript has a single exon. NCBI's taxonomy places the organism in Eukaryota, Viridiplantae, Streptophyta, Magnoliopsida, Solanales, Solanaceae.
ACACAAAUAUUCUCCAUUCCCCAAAAAAUAAAUUCCAAAAUUUUGUAUUAUUACUAUUCCAUAUGGUUAAUCCAUUUAUUUGUGGAUCUUUUAAUCAUCAAGAUGAUGAUGAUAUGGAAAUUUUUAGCCCAUGUUCAACUCCCAAAAGAUCAAAAAAAUGUUUGCUAAGAAUAAGGUCUAGCAACAAAAAUAAUCCAUAUUCAGACAGAGGACUUGACAAAUUCUCUGCCCUUUUAGCUGAUCUUGAAGACAAGAAACAGAGGAUUUAUUCCCAAAUUGCCCCUGAUGAUAUCUCUUUGGUACGAUUCGUUUAUUCGAAUUCUAACGAUGCUAAGCCAAUUAUUGUGAAGUUGAAGGACAAGAAAUCGUUAACGGAGGAAAAAAUAGAGUCCCCAAACAAGCAACGGACUCGUGAAGUAUACGAAGAUUGUGAAGAAGGGGAAGCUAAGCCCGAGGAAAGUAAAGUAAUAAAGAAGAGUGGUUCUAGUUGGAGUUCAAUGAAAUUGGAAAAUUUGAAGAGGCCUAUGUUUUAUUUGCCCAUAACUAUAAUAAUGAUAUUGCUAUUUUUGGCUAUUUAUGGAAGGUCAUUUGCUAUUAUGUGUACUUCAAUUGGAUGGUAUUUGAUUCCUACAAUUAGAGGGGGGGAUUCAAGAUCACGUACAAGUACAAGAAAACCAAAAAGGAAGAAGGAAUAUAUGAGAAGAUUUAGUGAAAAAAGUGUUGUUAGUGAAGAACCAAUUUCUCCAACAAGUGUUAUGAAUGGACCAAUUGGUAAACAUGACCAUAGGAAAAGUUGGUCAUAAUGGGGAACAAAAAUAAAUUAUCUUGAUCCUGUGUAUUCUCUUCUUGAAAAUUCUGAAUUUUGGGUGCUGUAAAUUCUUUUGCUGAUUUUGUACAUGUUGUCUUGUUUGAGUUGGACUAAAAUUUAAUUAGUCACUCUUUUGACAUUUUUUUUUUUUGUAAAUUAGAAAUUUUAGAAUUAUGGAAUCAGCCUCUCCGCCUUCCAAAAUAAGGGUAUAAGAUCUGCAUACACACUAUCUUUUUCAGACUUCACUUGUGGAAUUGCAGUGGGUAUGUUGUUGUUGCAAAAGUUUAGAAUAUUGAAAAAUCCUUUAUACCUUCCAAGAUAAGUAAGGA